Staurois parvus is the source of this 1206-nucleotide messenger RNA. NCBI's taxonomy places the organism in Eukaryota, Metazoa, Chordata, Amphibia, Anura, Ranidae. The record is from the annotation of a GenBank genome assembly.
AUGGAGGAGACCCACAUCUCGUGCCUGUUCCCCGAGCUCCUGGCCAUGAUCUUCAGCUACCUGGACGUGCGUGACAAAGGCCGGGCGGCUCAGGUGUGCGGCGCCUGGCGGGACGCGGCCUAUCACAAGUCUGUGUGGCGGGGCACCGAGGCCAAGCUGCACCUCCGCCGGGCCAACCCGUCACUCUUCCCCAGCCUGCAGGCCCGCGGAAUCCGCCGGGUGCAGAUCCUCAGCCUGCGCCGCUCGCUCAGCUACGUCAUCCAGGGCCUGCCGGACAUUGAGAGCCUGAACCUGAGCGGCUGCUACAACCUGACCGACAACGGCCUGGGCCACGCCUUCGUGCAGGAGAUCGGCUCCCUGCGCUGCCUCAACCUCAGCCUGUGCAAGCAGAUCACUGACAGCAGCUUGGGCCGCAUCGCCCAGUACCUGAAGCGGCUGGAGGUGCUGGAGUUGGGGGGCUGCUCGAACAUCACCAACACCGGCCUGCUACUCAUUGCCUGGGGGCUGCACGGCCUGAAAAGCCUCAACCUGCGCAGCUGUCGUCAUGUUUCCGAUGUGGGGAUCGGCCACCUGGCUGGCAUGACCCGCAGCGCCGCCGAGGGCUGCCUGGGUCUGGAGCAGCUCACCCUGCAAGACUGCCAGAAGCUCACCGACCUGGCCCUCAAGCACAUCUCCCGGGGUCUCCAGGGCCUGCGCGUGCUCAACCUCAGCUUCUGUGGCGGUAUCUCUGAUGCUGGGCUCCUGCACCUCUCCCACAUGGGUGGCCUGCGUAGCCUCAACCUGCGCAGUUGCGACAACAUCAGUGACACGGGCAUCAUGCACCUGGCCAUGGGCAGCCUGCGACUCUCGGGUCUGGAUGUCUCGUUCUGCGACAAGGUGGGCGACCAGAGCCUAGCCUACAUCGCCCAGGGCCUGUACGGGCUCAAGUCACUGUCGCUGUGCUCCUGCCACAUCAGCGACGAUGGCAUUAACCGCAUGGUGCGUCAGAUGCACAGUCUGAGGACCCUCAACAUCGGCCAGUGCGUGCGCAUCACAGACAAGGGACUGGAGCUCAUCGCCGAGCACCUGAGCCAGCUGACCGGCAUCGACUUGUACGGCUGCACCCGCAUCACCAAGAAGGGGCUGGAGAGGAUCACGCAAUUGCCCUGCCUCAAAGUGCUCAACCUGGGGCUCUGGCAGAUGACUGAGAGUGAGAAGGUCAGGUGA